CCAACAAAGCCCCGAUCAAAGCGCGGACCGAGCACAGAGGAGGGAAGUGCGAAACCCUUCUCUUCAAGCUUCGUCAACUCUCGUGCUGCGACGGCGUUGGGCGACCGGAACCUUCGACUCUUUCUCAACCAUGGUGUACAUAACUUCCUGGGACGAGUUCGUCGAUCGAUCGGUUCAGCUGUUCCGCGCCGACCCAGAAUCUACGCGGUAUAGCAUGAAGUACCGUCACUGCGAUGGGAAAUUGGUCCUCAAGGUCACGGACAAUCGGGAGUGUCUCAAGUUCAAAACAGACCAGGCACAAGAUGCUAAAAAGAUGGAGAAGCUCAACAACAUAUUCUUUACCUUGAUGGCUCGUGGUCCCGAUGCGGAUGUGGCGGAAGCUGCGGGCAAAGAUCCGACGGAAGCACAGGCCACGAAGAAAGGAAGAGGAAGAAAGCAAUAGUUUCUUUGGCUGAUAAACAUGAGUAGGCUUUUUUCAUUACAGGACUCGUGCAUGAGAAUUGGUCCCAGUAAAGGGGAAAAGGACCAUGAGUUCGACAUCUCGUUUUUACCGCUAGAAUGCCCUUUAGCGAAGAAAGAAAGAAGUCGAGAAAUGGGAAAAGGACGCGACUGUUUUUGCCGGCAUUAUUUUCUUAACUCCCCUUUAAAUAGAGGUUUCUACUCUGAAAGAGGGUGUUGAUAAUGAUCUUGCUACUUCAGAUUUUGCU
This is a messenger RNA of Syzygium oleosum, 707 nucleotides long. Its product is annotated as signal recognition particle 9 kDa protein. Gene Ontology annotation, molecular function: 7S RNA binding. The record is from RefSeq and is a predicted model, not a curated record. Bases 131 to 442 code for a protein of 103 amino acids. The transcript is spliced from 4 exons. Gene Ontology annotation, biological process: SRP-dependent cotranslational protein targeting to membrane. NCBI's taxonomy places the organism in Eukaryota, Viridiplantae, Streptophyta, Magnoliopsida, Myrtales, Myrtaceae. Gene Ontology annotation, cellular component: signal recognition particle, endoplasmic reticulum targeting.